GGAAGUGAGGUCCCUGGUCAGAAGGAGGUGAUCCCAGCUUGGCAGAUGGAGGAAUUCUAUACUCUGCUAGGAAUCCAGCCAUUAUGCCUCGUGGUCAGAAGAGUAAGCUCCGUGCUCGUGAGAAACGCCGCCGUAACAGAGGUGAGACCCAAGGUCUUAGGAGUGCUCAGGCCACCACAGGAGAGGGGGAAAAGACCACUCCUUCUUCCCCUCCUGUUUCUGGGGAUGCUUCUUCAGGCUCCCCUGUUCCUGGCACUUCCCAGGAGCCUCAGGAAGGCUUGGCCACCACCAGUGCUGCUGCACAUGUUUCACGCCCAAGAUCUAAUGGAGGUGCCAAACGCCAGGUUAAGGAAAGGAAAAAUUCCUUCCAGGCCUCAACUUCCAUUGAGAGUGUUCACAAAGAUCCUCUAACCAAGAAGGUGGGGAUGCUGGUGCAGUUCCUGCUGUAUAAGUAUAAAUUGCAGGAGCCCAUUAAAAAGGCAGACAUGCUGAAAAUCAUCCACAAAAGGUAUAGGGAGCACUUCCCUGAGAUCCUCAGGAAAGCCUCUGAGCGCAUGGAGCUGGUCUUUGGCCUGGAAUUAAAGGAAGUCAAGCCUGGCGGUCACUCCUAUACCCUGGUCAGCAGCCUAGACCUCACCGCCGAUGGCAAUGUGAGCAGUGCCUGGGGCUUUCCUAAGAAUGGGCUUCUCAUGCCUCUCCUGGGUGUGAUCUUCUUGAAUGGCAACCGCACCUCUGAGGAGGAAAUCUGGGAAUUCCUGAAUAUUCUGGGCAUCCAUGAUGGAAGGAGGCACUUCAUCUUCGGGGAGCCCAGGAAGCUCAUCACCCAAGAUCUGGUGCAGGAAAAGUACCUGGAGUACCGCCAGGUGGCCAACAGUGAUCCUCCACGCUUCGAGUUCCUGUGGGGCCCGAGAGCCCACGCCGAGACCAGCAAGAUGAGAGUCCUGGAGUUUUUGGCGAAGAUCCAUGAUACCGUCCCCAGCGCCUUCCCCCCACAUUACGAAGAGGCUCUGCGAGAUGAGGAAGAGCGGGCCCGAGCCAGAGCCACAGCUGGGGCUGCCUCUACUACCCGAGCCGGUGCACGUUCCCAGGCCAAGUCCGGCCUCUCCUCUCCUCCCUAG
Neogale vison (American mink) is the source of this 1118-nucleotide messenger RNA. RefSeq names its product melanoma-associated antigen B2-like. NCBI's taxonomy places the organism in Eukaryota, Metazoa, Chordata, Mammalia, Carnivora, Mustelidae. The transcript has 2 exons. Gene Ontology annotation, biological process: negative regulation of transcription by RNA polymerase II. Gene Ontology annotation, cellular component: nucleus. Bases 84 to 1118 code for a protein of 344 amino acids. The record is from RefSeq and is a predicted model, not a curated record.